AUGCAUAAAGGCACAGGUUCAAAUUCCACAUCGGCCAAUAUAACAGUGCCAGUGCCAGUGCCAGUGCCAGUGCCAGUGCCGGUGUCAGUGCCGGUGACAGUGCCAGUGCCAGUGCCAGUGUCAGUGCCAGUGCCGGUGCCAGUGCCGGUGUCGGUGCCAGUGGCGUUGCCAGAGCCAGUGCCAGUGCCGGUGCCGGUGCCAGUGGCGUUGCCAGAGCCAGUGCCAGUGCCGGUGUCAGUGCCAGUGCCGGUGUCAGUGCCGGUGACAGUGCCAGUGCCGGUGUCAGUGCCAGUGCCAGUGCCAGUGCCAGUGCCAGUGCCAGUGCCAGUGCCAGUGCCAGUGCCAGUGCCAGUGCCAGUACCGUUGACAGUGCCAGUGCCGGUGACAGUGCCAGUGCCGGUGACAGUGCCAGUGCCAGUGCCGGUGCCAGUGCUGGUGCCAUUUAAUUUAACUAUUUAA
Messenger RNA from Amyelois transitella, 459 nucleotides. Its product is annotated as tetra-peptide repeat homeobox protein 1-like. The record is from RefSeq and is a predicted model, not a curated record. The transcript has 2 exons. The coding region runs from base 1 to 459 and encodes 152 amino acids. Lineage: Eukaryota; Metazoa; Arthropoda; Insecta; Lepidoptera; Pyralidae.